Ilyonectria robusta is the source of this 3708-nucleotide messenger RNA. Its product is annotated as RNA polymerase I-specific transcription-initiation factor-domain-containing protein. Gene Ontology annotation, molecular function: RNA polymerase I transcription regulatory region sequence-specific DNA binding; RNA polymerase I general transcription initiation factor binding. The transcript has 3 exons. NCBI's taxonomy places the organism in Eukaryota, Fungi, Ascomycota, Sordariomycetes, Hypocreales, Nectriaceae. Gene Ontology annotation, cellular component: RNA polymerase I core factor complex. Gene Ontology annotation, biological process: nucleolar large rRNA transcription by RNA polymerase I. The coding region runs from base 372 to 3413 and encodes 1013 amino acids. The record is from RefSeq and is a predicted model, not a curated record.
GUGUUUCCUUGUAUUUACACAUGAAAGUCGCGUUGCUCGGCCGACCCGCAACUGUGGCGCACGCCUGCUGCACCGCCACGUGUGGGUGUCGCGGUGCUGCUCGCUGCGCAAAGCCAAAAUGCUUCACUCUCCGGCAAGGCCAAUGCGGCGCUACUACGCUCCACCAACUCUUACCGACUCAAAUAUGCUGGCGUCUUGACCUUUAGACUCACGCCAUACUAUUCAUUCAGUUCAUUUAGGAUGCCAUCAUAAAUCUUCCUUGCUAUCCUCUCCGCUUUGAGAUCCCUUUGCGCUCCUCCCGGGCCGCCUCGCCAUGAAGAAAGGAAUCUCGAUCAACCUUUUGUCGCAUUGGAAAUCAUUGCUCGGCCCAAAUGGCUGAGCCACGGCGACUUACGGACCUAAUCCACGGUCACGUAGGAAGCUUAACAUAUCUUCCUUCGAGGGAUGCACGAUCGCAACCAGGAGUUCUUCACACCAGUCGCAUCACAUCGAACGCACCACAUUUCAACGUGAUAGGCUCCUCAGCUGAGCUGUAUCCUCCAUCAAGAAGACCAGUCCCUGAGGCAUCUUCAAGUUUGUGGCAGGAACGCCGGACGCAAAAGCGAUGGCUUCUUCAGGCUCACCCCGAAGCCUUCAUGGGCAACUCUGCACUCCAGGGUCUCUUAGAAGAAAAUAUGAAUCGCUUUCAGAAAUUCGAAGGUGAAACAAACGACAAGCCAUUGCUUGCUAUUGGUCAAAUGACCAACGUUCGAGAUCCUUCCCGAGUCUCAGGCGCGCGGAUGCUCGCAGCGGCGACAGGGGAGUCUGGCGAACUUCUACGACUAGCUCGAAUCGACGAGUCGAAAUGGCAAUGGGGAAAGCACAAUGACGUGGCCUUGAACCUAUCGGUCAUUGAUCCUGACGAUCCUGAUGAGGAGGCGUUCUGGAUCAGCGAUGGCCUGACCAUCUCACAGGUCAAGUUUGCGACGAGUCUCACCAGAUAUGACACUGUACGUUGGCUUUUGGUACAGAAGCAAACAUCGACUGCGAUCCUUCAGCCUGAGUACCACAAAGUUCCGGUGAUUCAGAAGGAGCCGAUCGAGCUGAGUGAUCAGCAACGGCCAUCCCGAAUUGACCCGAACCCAGCAGUGACACUGUCCCACAAACAAACAGGUGGCAAUGCACACACGGACGUCGCUUUCAAUCCAGGUGUCAAGGGACAGGCACCACAAUUGGCCAUCAUCGAUGAGUGCGGAUACUGGAGUGUCUGGGAUGUCCUGGGAACCAGCACCUUUGGGAAGAACACCAUGCGUCUCUCGAUCAAUAAAUGCGGACACAUAUCAGAAGGUUUCUUGAAUGAGAUACCCACCACUCCAGCAUUCCCAGCCGAAAAGCAUGGUCUUCUCUUUGUGGGAACUGCUGAGGUUGACAGCUUUUGGAACGAUCUGUCCCAGGACUCCGAGGAAGCUGGCGGUUUCGCAUCUCGUUCGCAGCAUAUUCUACUUUGGAAUCGUGAGAAGUUUGAAGUUGUGGACCUUGUGUCGAAAAUGGCCCUUCCCAAGCUGCCGAACUUCAAGACAGCCAAAGCAACGCCGGAUUGGAUACUUGAUAUUCAGGUCAGCCCGGUCAACCAAAACCACGUCUUUGUCCUGUCGAUGCGAUGCCUCUACUGGAUUGAUUUGUUCUCAUCCAAAACAGAAGAGGAAGCAUCGUCGCGACCAUCAAUCCUGAUUGCCUGUCCCCAUUUAAUAGAUGGGGAGGGGCUAAGAAUGACCACCUGCCGGGCUUCCGAGAAGAGAGACCAAGGCGCCGCUAUGGUGUUCACCUAUUCUCCGAAGCUUAGACAGACGCAUGCUUAUUGGUUUGGGCAUGCUACAGAGCAAGGUCUUCCACAAUGGCAUCGCCAGAUACUUACCCUGCCCCACGAUAACGACCCUACACACGUUGGCCCUGAGAUUCAGUCCCUCGAAAUCCAUCCUGCUACCUUGACUCCAUUGGGGAGCCAGGCUAGUGGUCCAGGGUCCAACUACCAUCGUAACGGGGUUCAUUUCUACCAGGGGAGUAUCCUUGGAAAAGAUCUAAGUGUGCGGUACUGCAUAUUCGCUUCCGUCCUGGAUCAGAGUAUCGACGUGACCCUUCCUACAACCCGAAUUGGACGGACAAAGUCCGAUGAAGCGCAACGUUGGAAGAGAAAACGAAAGAACUUUCUUCGUCAUAUGGGAACUACGUUUGUGCUCCCAGAUGGCAUCACUGAGGCUCAUCUGGACUCACUUGUGCGACCGAAUCCCCGUUCAAGUAUGCCCUUGGGCCUCGGUGACUCGACAGUUGCGCUGGGCGAACGUCCCAUUCAGUUAAAGUUUGAUACCCUCUGCCAAGCACUCCAGGGAGCUAUUGUGAGUGCUGCGGGCAAUCCCCAACGUGACAUCUCCUCGGCGUUGCUCUCUGCCGUUCAUGAAACAAUCGAAAACGGGUUGGCGAUUGGGAAACUUUCACUUACCACAUGGAAAGAAAUCGAGGAAGAUCUAGGAUCACUAGAUCAAGGUGCAGGAGACGAUGCUGCACAGAAUGAUAUGCUUGAUCUGUUUCUCAAAGACGACGGAGAGACUGUUGUCACGCAGCUUGGAAGACGCUCCCGAAAUGAAUCCCUGGGAUCGUUUGUCAGCUUGUCACAGCUCACCCAGUCCUUCUCGGGUCUCUGGCUGGAACCUCUUGAGGGGAGGUUAUCAGAGGAAAGCGAGGAAGCAAGACGAGGUUGGGUGGCAGACCUCGCUAGGGAGUGCUUUUUGGCUACUUCUGGAGUCAUGGUUCAAGACACCGCGCUCUUAGGAGCCGGCCAUGACAAUGCUGUGAAUAGUCAGCAGAAUCGGUUCGACUCAGUCCCCAUCAAGUCCUCUCAGUCACUCCCUUCUAGCAUCCCGUCAUCACCUGUUAGCACCACCUCAGUCAGCACUAAUGAUGCCGCGAUUCGGCGGCUACAGCUGCUGUCGCCGUCCAUCAUAUCCGAGAAAAUGGCAUCCGCACAUACAUCCAGUGUUCUCUCAUACUGGCCGAAAGAACGCGGUAUUGGUACGGACGACUACGUAUCCAGUGUUGCGGUGGCGAGUGACAAAAAGUUUGAUGUGGCACGGCAACGACUACAUAAAAUCGAGACGAGGCGCAAGGCCCAUGCGGAGAAGUACAAGCCCUCGGCCUUCAGGAGACAGGGCGCAUCGCAGCUUGGACGCCGAAAGGAUGACGGCCUUGAGCUGCCACAACAACGGAUGCCGGUGCAGGCGCCGGCGAUGCAGGCCAUGUCGAGUCAACAGCGAGUUCCAGAAUCAGCACAAAGCAUGGGCUUGCCUGGCCCAUCAGUAACAAUGAGCCAGCCGGUCUCAGGCAUGUUUGGAGAUCGCAAGAAGGUUAAGAAAGCGAAGAAGAGGAGUGGAUUCAGGUGAAGAAGUUCACAUCAUAGGAGACGGGUUUGGAUUCAAGCAAAGAAAGUCUCUACAGGUUCCCCAAGAACCUGAAGGCGACAUUCCUAGUUGGACAAUGGCGACUCCGCGCGCCCAGUUCCUACAUAGAGUUGGAUUGCUGGUUAAAUCAACCUAAUAUUAAUACACCAGGCAUUCAAGUCACUUACAAUGCUUCAUAAAGCCAGACCCAAUAUUUUUUUGCCUUGACGCAGUUUCUGGUCGUUCUGUGGUGAUACCAGUUAGCUCUGUAGACGUUGAACUCUGCCGAGUAACGCAC